GAUCCAACUAGUACUGUAGUACUAGAAUAACAACUGCAUUCUCCGACUACGUGCCGUAGUUCGAUUUGGUAUUUAAAUUCAUAUAUUUCCCCAGCAUUAUUCCACGAAUUUUUUACCUGCUCUAUUUCUACUGAGUAUGCAAAAAAAGGGUUCUUGCUAUCAUAACCUUUUUGAUAUAUCUUUCGCACGUUUUAAUAAUACAGAACUGUCAAGCGGUUCAAUCCAAAUUGGUGAACAAUGCAAAGAGAAUACUAUUCGUGAAGUGAUUUAAUAAUCGGGAAAAUGGAGUAAUUUCGAAUGUUUGUCACUUUCAUUUGAACCAGUUCAACUGUUUUAAAGUCAUCAUAGUAGGUUUGACACUGUCAAACUUUGACAAUCGGCAUCGCUAUUACCAAUGCAAAAGUGUCAAUCUGCCUUCAACAUUUAAUUUGUGUGCAAAUGUUGUAAAAUGUUCGAUAGUUCCCGAUAAAACAAUUUUGAAAAGGACUAGACAAACAGUUUGAAAUGACUAUUGAGUCUAAGGAUUAUUGCAUGUACCCGUAGAACUUAAUGACAUUGUGCUGUGUGGGUUUAGUGCGAUAUUCCAGGUAACUGCGAUUUCAGUCUUCUACAUUCAAUACCAUCAUUCGGCACUGCGUAUUAUCAACAUAUUUUGCAUGUAUCAUGCAUCGUUCAUAAAUUCAAACGCUUGCAGUGAAUAGUUAACAGUUAUCUAGUGACUUUCAAGUGAAUAACAUAGAUCUUUACUAAAAAUGACAGCUAAAUAUUUUUAGAAUGAACAUCAUUAAUAGUGUAUACAGCUUGUUGUGCUUAUACAAUUAUUUGACCGUUGACAAAUGUCUGUUUUGAGGGAAAAAAAUUGAAGUCGUAAAUGUGAUAAAGUUUUGUUUCGUCAGUGGCUGCUGAAAAGUCGAAAGAGACUAUUCUUGCAGCAUAGGGCGCACACUAUUCGGCGUAUCCGUUCGAAAGAACUGGAGUGCUUUGAAUCGAUAAGUGAAAUACAGUAGAAUAAAAACAAACUAAAAAAUAUUGGUGUAUUGGGUGAACUGAAAACUGAGCAGGCCAAAAAAACCAAAAUCAACCAAAUCAAUAUUCUCCAACGGAAUCAAUUGGUUGAGUUUAACUGAUGUUUUUGCUAAAGUCUUUGAUCAAAUCCUAAUGAAAUUUGUGAACGUAUCAUUUAUGCGCGAUAUCAUGAGUAAGCUACCGCCGAGUAUGCCAUCCUUGGAUUUCGAUAUUGAAGAAUUUGGACAUUUAUCCAAUGGAGCUGCAUCAACCGGAUUGACUAUUGAUGCAAACGAUGAGGCAUUCCUCAGUGAAAUGUAUGGACCAAGACAUUUUAACAAUUCAAGGCAAAACAAUGAAUCGUCUCAGGCGAGACCAGCUUCAUCAACGGAAACACCAUCCAGUGCGAAUGCUAAUUCGAUUGAAAAAUUGCUAACGGAAUCUCCAUUUUUGAAAAAGUUGUCAGAGAAUCAAGCUUCUCUUACGGAAAGCCAUACGCUAUUGGUGCAGAAUCAAGAGAAAUUGUUAAAAGGUCAAGAAAGUCUGGAAUCAACAUUAAAGGAGAUAUUGAAUGAGCUUCGAUGUGAAAAAUCCAAUGAUAAAGAACAUUCUUUCAAAGCGAGAAACAAUCAAAAGAGAGCUCGAUCUGGUGAAAAUGAGAUUGAUGCAAACGCAAUAAUUCGUUCGAAAAAACCAAAAAUGGAAAUACCAUUGAAUAUUAAUAAAACGCUGUAUUUCAAUCAUUCAUUGACCAAAAUAUGCAUAAUUUGCAAGAAACGUUACGAACGAAUCGUCGUUCACUACAAGACAUGCCACAGUUUGUCCGAAGUGGUUGCAUCUCGGCUGUCGCCAAAAAUGGCCGAAGAAAUUCAGAAAGAUCAUCCGAAAUCCAGUAUCGUUGUCAAAAGUAUCGAUAAAUUGAUUGAAGCACAAUGUGUAUUCUGUGAAGACGAAAAGGCAUUCACUGCAACCUAUUGGCCCAAUCAUAUUCAAGCCCAUACUGGAGAAUAUAAAAAUAAGUGCCCAGUUUGUUGUUUGCUUCUUCCAUUCCCGUCAUACCAUUGCCAACAACGAACCAGAAAUAUUGACGAGUUUCGCUUGGAUGAGGCGGAUUUAACCGUUCAUCUUUGCUUGGUGUGCAACUAUGCGCAGAUCGAAGUGGCGAAUAUGAUCAAUCAUUUGAAAACUCAACAUAAAUUCAGUGACGACGUUCUCGAUGACAAGUACAAACUUAUCACGCUGCUAUCGAUUAAGAACGAACGCAAAAUGCUACGGCAUCAAACAAAGAUCGAAUACACAUCGGAGGAUACAAACGAUGAUGCAGAAGUGAACCUAUCAUCCAGUGAAUCUAUAAUAAAUGAGGUGCCCAAUGUCAUCGACUUAGACGAUUUUGGUGCAGCAGACCAUUCCCCAGCUGAAAAUACGAAAUAUUGGCGGAUGCAAAAAGCAAUUAAAAAUGACCCGGCUGAAAAAGAGCAUUUGUUGGCUGUUGCUGAGCAUUAUAAGCAAUCUAAGACCUAUGCCUUCAAAGUAAAACAAUGGAUAAGUGAAAAAUGGACCAAACCGACCAUCAGUAUAAUAUCUCAGUUUGCGUUAUUCAAGUGUAUGCAUUCACAAUGUCGAUUUUCGAGCUCGUCGAAGGAAGAUAUGGAAUCGCAUAUGGAACAUCAUCUUGCGCUCAUCGAUGUUCUGCAAGACAGUGCGGACGGCACACUGGAUAAAACAGUUCGUGGCGAACAAAUCAAGUUCCGUGAUUGCAGCUAUUGUGAUUUUAAUGCACAUUCCAAUAAAGAAAUAUUGGACCACGUAUUGGUCGAACAUGAGCAAUGUAUCUUCCAGUGUGCAUACUGCUUCUAUCGGUCGGUUGAAGUCGACAACAUUACUCUGCAUUAUGAUGUUCAUCAUGCGAAGGAAGAACGUGAGAUUUACUUGUGCGGCGAUGUGCGCGAAUUUCGAGAACAAGACAGAGAAAUGUUGCAAGAGGACGUGGGAAAGAUUCCAAAAAUUCAAUGCGGACAAGACGAUUGUUUGGAAGAAUACGGCACGUUCGAUGAUCUUUUUCAUCAUCUUGACAAUGAGCACCCGAACAAUGCGAACUACAAAUGCAAAUACUGUGAUGCCACUGUUUCACACCAGCAAAUUCAAUCGCAUUUGAAUGCUCACAAUUUCUGGGAGUUUGAGUGUAUUUACUGUAAAUCAUUUGGAGACAAUGACAUCCUCAAGUUAAGAAAUCACCUAAGUUUGGAGCAUUCAUCGAAAUUCUCAUUUGCCGCCACACGACGACGAAUGCCAGGCGUUGAUUUGAUGGCCGACUUUAUUAUUCUCUACAUUGGUGACUUAUACGAUCAAAAUUUGUAUAAAUUUUCCAAAUUGCCCAAUGGCUGUGAUUUAAGUUGCAUGGACCCGUCAUUGUAUGCGUAUGAAAGCCAUCAAACACAGCAAAAUGAAGAAGUGGAAAAAAUUGCAUUCACCGAACCAUUUCCGCAUCUCACCUUUAGUGGAGCUUCAAGUGAUUUCUUCUUAAAAUAUGAUUAUCCCUAUUUGUGUACAGCCGACGCUGGUGAGACUGGAGUGGUUUGCAAUUUCCGAUCGAACAAAGAGGAAGAUUUACUUCGGCACAUUUCGAAAAAACAUUCCGACAGACAAAUCACGUACAAAACCGUCGAGUCGAUGUCACAGGUAGAAAAAGUAACCAAACGGGUAAUUUGCGAAUUUGAAUGCAAUUUGUGCCACAAACUGUACAAAACACGCAAGGAAAUCGGUGAUCAUAUUAAGAAAACGCAUUCUACAAAUGUUUUCGAUUCGAAAAUCAUUCAGCAUAUUGAAGUGAUUGAGUCAAGUGAUCCGCAACAACCCGUCGAAACAAAGUCAACCAUAUCAAAUCGGUUGCAAUUCAGCGGUUUAUUCGUUUGUUUGAAAGAUGGAAAGUAUGCAACGACAAAGAGCCAAUUGAUUGCACAUCAUCGUCGUGAUCAUUCGCCAACGAAAUGGCUGGAAUUUCAAAUACAAACGGUGAUUUAUGAUCCUAGUGACUUCGGCUGGAGUACAGACGCUUUGACACAGGAAAACGAAAAAUUUGAUCGAAUGAUGGCAUAUGAAUGUUUCCACUGUCGUAAUGAACUCAUAACACAUCAUGCGCUAUUCGAAUCACUCGAAGAGGUCCAGAAACAUUGCCGAGAAAUGCAUGAAAUGAAGGAUUUCUUAUACAUGCCAAAGAAAUUGGUGUCAUGCGUUGAAUGCUCAACGAUCAGCACAAUUGAUGGCAUGAAAUACCAUUAUCUACGCAAUCAUCCAACGGCAGAAUUUACAAUUAUUGCAAGCCCAACCAGCAAACAUCACUGUGGCGUUUGCAACCUUUACAUACCUGCUAAGACAAAUCUUGCGGCCAAGGGUUUGUUCGUUGAACACUUCCAAAAAGAACAUCAAUCGCAACAUAUCGAACUAUUUGAUGAUAGAAUGCUUAAGAGAUUACAAAUUAGGCCAGGCGACCAGGCUGCCGAUUUAAAAUUUACACCGGAAUGCUGCAACGAAAAUCAAUUCACUUCGAUUCAACAGCUCGUCAAUCAUAUAAUUGAUUGCGCGAAAGUUGAUGCCGGCGUAAAAUCAUCAUUUGAACUGGGUAACGUCAAAGAAUUCAUGCGAAUUUUCUUUAACGCCGGCAUUUUCUUUGACAAUGGACUCACUGUAAUGUGCAAAUCAAUCAAAAAUUCGACGAUUGGUCAGUUUAUUCGGGAUGCACUCAUUGAUGAAAUCAGCAAAACUGUUCAGCCACAAAUUCAAAUUGAUUAAUUGAUAAUAAUUUUUUUUAAACGUUUAAAUUCAAGUCGAUUUCAGCAAACUUUGUGAAAAGAGAAAAAAAUGUUUUGUAAUCACGAUAAAACUACAGUUGUUCAAACUGUAGACUUGCGAAUAUGCGCAUACAUUACCAGUUUAGGCAGCAAAAAAGAUUUAUGUUCAGUCUUUAUAACCACUAUUGAAACUAUCGAAUCGAAAUAAAGAAAAUUAAAGUAGGGAAAUAAGAAAAA
Sitodiplosis mosellana (orange wheat blossom midge) is the source of this 5030-nucleotide messenger RNA. RefSeq lists its product as uncharacterized. NCBI's taxonomy places the organism in Eukaryota, Metazoa, Arthropoda, Insecta, Diptera, Cecidomyiidae. The transcript is spliced from 4 exons. The record is from RefSeq and is a predicted model, not a curated record. The coding region runs from base 1159 to 4794 and encodes 1211 amino acids.